GCGGUAGUUGGUUUCAGUUUCUUGGUUUCACUUUUAAAAUUGCUUGAGCUGGUCAGAGCAGUUAUGGAAAACAACUAAAAAUGGCUCUUUCCCAGGUAUUUUAAAGAUCCUAAAGGCAGUUAAUACUAGUAAAAGAAGUGCUUGGAAGUGACUGCCUAUAAAGAAAGGAACUGAACAAAGGAAAAGUUACAGAAAGCAGAGUAGAGCAAACAAGAUUGGUCAUUACACUGUGACCAUUUUUCUCUUCUUCGAUUUUUGGAACUGUGUUGGAACCUACAAGGUAAUUCACAUGGAUCUAGAAAUUAAAAUGAUGAUGAUGAUUCUUAGGUAAAGAAAUGCACAGCAGCACAAGUUUGCCAUGCCUUGACGGAGGGCUUUGUGGAAUGCUCUGGAACAGCCACUGAGAAGCCAGGAUUAAAACCAAGGAGAAUUGAAAGUUGUGUAACAGAGAAACUGGGGAAAAAACAAAAACAAAGAAGGUGAACACAAAUUCGUUCCCAGCGAAUUGACUGUUUCCUUGUCUUUUGCUGUCAUGCCACAUGCCAGAUCCACGUAAGGCCUGCUCUGUGAUCUCGAGUGAAUUUGGGCAAGUGCACAGGAUGGCUUCAGAUCAACUGGUUUUCUUUGUGAACGGCAAAAAGGUGGUGGAAAAAAAUGUGGAUCCAGAAACAACUUUACUGACCUACCUACGGAGAAAAUUGGGGCUACCUGGAACCAAGCUAGGCUGUGGAGAAGGUGGAUGUGGUGCUUGCACUGUUAUGAUAUCCAAGUUUGACAACUCCCAGAAGAAAAUCGUCCACUACUCUGUAAAUGCUUGUCUGUUCCCCAUCUGCGCAUUGCAUCACGUAGCAGUGACUACUGUUGAAGGCAUAGGGAGCACAAAGACAAGGUUGCAUCCCGUCCAGGAGAGAAUAGCAAAAAGCCAUGGAUCCCAGUGUGGCUUUUGCACUCCUGGCAUUGUCAUGUCCAUGUAUGCAUUACUUCGCAACAGACCUCAACCAAACAUGGAGGAGAUUGAAGAGAAUUUCCAAGGAAACUUGUGUCGCUGUACAGGAUACAGACCCAUUCUGCAGGGGUACAGGACAUUUGCUAGGGACUGGAGUUGCUGUGGGAAGGGAAUCAAUGGCCCAGGCUGCUGUAUGACUGGAAAGGAUGGAGGCUGUUGUGGUAGAAAAGUCAAGGACCCAGGUUGCUGCAUGAAUGAGACAAAAGACAAUGCAGCAAUGGUGUCCUCCAUCUUGUUCAACCCAGCUGAGUUCCAGCCUUUGGACCCCACCCAGGAGCCUAUCUUCCCUCCAGAGUUGCUGACGCAGAAAGACAAACCCCAGGAACAGCUGUGCUUCAAAGGCGAGCGUGUGAUGUGGAUACGGCCCACGACACUCGAGGAGCUGCUGGCACUCAAGGCCCAGUACCCCGAUGCUAAGCUCGUUGUAGGGAACACAGAAGUUGGUAUUGAGAUGAGGUUAAAGAACAUGCUGUAUCCAGUGAUAAUAGCACCAGCUUGGAUCCCUGAAAUGACCUUUGUUCAGCACACAGAGGCAGGUAUUACCUUUGGUGCUGCCUGCACCCUGAGCUUUGUAGAAGUGGUGCUGAAAAAAGCUGUGGCUGAACUUCCUGCCUACAAAACGGAAUUGUUCCAGGCUGUACUAGAACAGCUGCGGUGGUUUGCAGGCCCACAGAUCAAAAACGUUGCAGCUCUUGGGGGAAAUAUAAUGACUGCUAGUCCAAUUUCCGAUCUCAACCCUGUCUUUAUGGCUUGUGGUAGCAAAUUGACUUUGGUGUCAAAUGAGGGCAAAAGGACUAUAAGAAUGGAUGAAAAGUUCUUUACUGGUUACAGAAAGACAGUACUAAAGCCUAAGGAGAUACUGCUCUCCAUUGAGAUGCCUUACUCUAGGAAGGAUGAGUAUUUCUCAGCCUUUAAGCAGGCUUCCCGUCGGGAGGAUGACAUUGCUAUAGUGACCUGUGGAAUGAGAGUCCUGUUUCAAGAAGGUAGCAACCGAGUCCAGGAGAUUAAGCUGGCCUAUGGAGGAAUGGCUCCCACAACCGUACUGGCAGAAAAAACUUGCCAGGAUCUUAUCAGCAGAGAGUGGAAUGAAAAUCUGCUGCAGGAAGCCUGCCGCCUGUUGGCAGAGGAGAUGAACCUGUCUCCUUCAGCUCCCGGUGGGAUGGUGGAGUUCCGACGCACGCUCACGCUCAGUUUCUUCUUUAAAUUUUAUCUGAUAGUGCUUCAGAAAUUAAACAAGCCACCCAACGGGAAUAAUAACUUUGAUGAGUUGGUCCCCUCCAAAUACAUGAGUGCCACUGAGGUGUUUCAUAAAGAUCCUGUUGCCAACGUCCAACUCUUCCAAGAAGUGCCUGCAGGACAAUCUGUGGAAGAUAUGGUGGGACGGCCCGUGGUGCACUUUUCAGCAGUCAAACAGGCAUGUGGAGAGGCUGUCUAUUGUGAUGACAUACCUUGCUAUGAAAACGAACGCUACUUAACACUGGUCACCAGCACAAAAGCCCAUGCCAAAAUUAUUUCUAUAGAUACAACUGAAGCCCAGAGUGUCCCCGGGUUUGUGUGUUUCGUCUCUGCUAAGGAUAUUCCUGGGAGUAAUGUCACUGGGAUUGCUAAAGAUGAACCUGUUUUUGCUGAUAACACGGUCACUUGUGUUGGCCAUAUCAUUGGUGGAGUGGUUGCAGACACACAUGAACAUUCCCGAAGAGCUGCUAAAGCUGUAAAGAUCGAAUAUGAAGACCUCACACCUAUUGUCACCAUUCAGGAAGCUAUCGAGAAACAAUCCUUUUAUCAGUCUCCAAGGAAGAUUGAGAAAGGAAAUGUCCAGAAAGGAUUUGAAGAAUCUGAUCAUGUUGUAGAAGGGGAAAUGUACAUUGGUGGGCAGGACCACUUUUAUCUGGAGACUAACUGCGCCAUUGCCGUGCCUAAAGGUGAAGAUGGAGAGAUGGAACUGUUUGUGUCCACCCAGAAUCCUACCAAGACACAGGACUGUGUUGCCAGUGCAUUAGGGGUCCCAGCGAAUCGAAUUUUAGUUCGAGUGAAGAGAAUGGGAGGAGGUUUUGGAGGCAAGGAGUCCAGAAGUACUCUUUUGUCAACAGCAGUAGCUGUGGCUGCAUUCAAAACUGGUCACCCCGUACGAUGCAUGCUGGAUCGAGAUGAGGAUAUGCUGAUUACUGGUGGGAGACACUCCUUUUUGGGACGCUAUAAGGUUGGCUUCAUGAAGAGUGGUAAGAUCAAUAGUUUGGAGGUGUCAUACUACAGCAACGGGGGCAACUCUGAGGAUCUUUCUGUGGCCGUUAUGGACAGAGCUUUGUUUCACAUGGAUAACUCUUACAACAUCCCCAACAUCAAAGGUGUGGGUACAGUUUGCAAGACUAACUUGUCCUCCAACACAGCAUUUCGUGGAUUUGGAGGUCCCCAGGGAAUGAUGGUCGCUGAGUGCUGGAUGAGUGACGUUAUCCUGACGUGUGGUCUGCCAGCAGAGCAGGUGCGAAAGCUGAAUCUUUACAAUGAAGGAGACCUGACCCAUUUUAACCAAAAGCUUGAAGAGUUCACUUUGCGAAGAUGCUGGAAAGAGUGUCUAGAGAACUCAAAGUAUUGUCUCAGAAGGAGACUCAUUGAUGAAUUCAAUAGACAAAAUCGCUGGAAGAAGAGGGGGAUAGCCAUUAUUCCUACGAAGUUUGGGAUCAGCUUCACUCUUUCCUUUUUGAAUCAGGCUGGGGCUCUGGUACAUGUGUAUACAGAUGGUUCAGUGCUGCUUACACAUGGUGGGACUGAGAUGGGUCAAGGACUUCACACCAAGAUGAUCCAGAUUGCCAGCAAAACUCUGGGAAUCCCCACCACCAGCAUUCACAUCAGCGAGACCAGCACUAACACGGUCCCAAAUACCUCUCCAACAGCCGCUUCUGUCAGCGCAGACAUCAAUGGGAUGGCUGUCCUCAAAGCAUGUCAGACUAUUUUGGAAAGGCUAGAGCCAUUCAAAUGUUCAAACCCCAAAGGAUCCUGGAAGGACUGGGUGGGAGCAGCCUACGUUAACAGUGUUAGCCUGUCAGCCACAGGAUUUUAUAGAAUUCCUGACCUUUGCUAUGACUAUGAGAAAAAUGAAGGAAGUCCUUUCAAUUAUUUCUCUUAUGGGGUUGCUUGCUCCGAGGUUGAGAUAGACUGCCUGACAGGUGACCACAAGAACGUUCGCACAGACGUAGUAAUGGAUGUUGGCACCAGCCUGAACCCAGCCAUAGAUAUCGGACAGGUAGAGGGAGCAUUUAUCCAAGGCCUUGGGCUCUUUACCAUGGAGGAGUUACGCUAUUCCCCUGAAGGAGACUUGUAUACCCGAGGGCCUGGAGCGUACAAGAUCCCAGCGUUUGGAGACAUCCCAACUGAGUUCUGUGUCUCUCUUCUCCGGGACUGUCCCAACAGCAAAGCGAUUUAUUCAUCUAAGGCUGUGGGUGAGCCUCCCCUGUUCCUGUCUGCCUCUGUGUUUUAUGCCAUUAAAGAUGCCAUCUUCGCUGCAAGGGCAGAAUCUGGCCUGACAGAGCCAUUCAGACUAGACAGCCCUGCCACCCCGGAGAGGAUCCGCAAUGCCUGCGUCGACAUGUUCACCAAAUUGUGUCCACCUGCCAAAUCAGGGACCUUUAAGCCCUGGUCUGUGAGGGUAUAAAAGGGAAGUUUAAGGAACAAGGUCUGUUCAUGAAGCUGGUUUUACGCCAUGGGACCAAAAAGAAAAACUCUGUGGCAGAAAACAAAUCUGUAUUCAUGUGUCUCAUCCAUUGAUUCAUGAAGCUCUAUAAUCCAAUUGUUGAAUCAUCAAUUCCAUGAGGAAAGGGUAUUCAUCGCAGGUUAUUGCUGGGAUGAAAAUGUAAAUGAAGAGUAAAUUGAUGGCUUUGCUGUCUGUGUAAUUGAAAAUCUUACAAGGUUCAUUUAAGUUUGCUGCAGAAUCAGAGAAAUGAUUACAACAAGCUUGUUUAUAAAAGCAUUUAUUUUUGUUAAGUUUGAUUAUAAAACUCUGAGAUGUGUUAAACUGGGGAGGACUUGGAUGUGCUAAAUCCAGUCAAAAUGGUCUUUUUUCCUUUCUGCACGUUGAAGUCGCUAACCAGAACUGGUGUAAGCAGAUAUUACUUUGUUGACUUGAAUGGAGUGUUGCCCACUUAUAUCUGGUUGGAAUUUGGCCUCUGUUUUAUGACAGUUAAAUGGCUGCACUGAUUGAUUCGUAGAUUCCAAAGCCAGAAAAGACCAUUGUGAUCAUCUAAUCUGACUUCCUGUAUAACACAGGCCAUAGAACUUUCCCAAAAUGAUUUCUAGAGCAGAGCUUUUAGAAAAACAUCCAAUCUUGAUUUAAAAAUGGUCAGUGAUGGAAAAUCCACCAUGACCUUUGGUAAAUUGUUCGUUCCAAUGGUUAAUUAUCCUUUCUGUCAAGAAUGUAUGCCUUAUUUCCAGUCUGAAUUGGCCUAGCUUUAAUUUCCAGCCAUUGGAUUGUGUUUUACCUUUCUCUGCUAGAUCGCAGAGCCCAUUACUAAAUAUUUGUUCCCGAUGUAGGUACUUAUAGACUGUAAUCAAGUCACCCUUAACUUCUCUUUGUUAAAGUAAAUAAAUUGAGUUCAUUGAGCUUAUCACUAUAAGGCAUGUUUUCCAAUCAUUUAUAUGGCUCUUCUCUGAACCAUUUCCAAUUUAUCAGCAAUCUUUUUGAAUUGUGGGCGCCAGAACUGGACAUCAUAUUCUAGUAGCAGUCACACCAGUGCCAAAUACAGAGGUAAAAUAACCUCUCUACUCCUACACAAGAUUUCCCUGUUUAUGAAUCCCAGGAUGGCAUUAGCUUUUUUGGCCACAACGCCAUGUUGGGAGCCCGUGUUUAGCUGAUUAUCCACCAUGACCCCCAAAUCUUUUUCAGGGUCACUGCUUCCCAGAAUAGAAUUGUCCAUUCUGUAACUAUAUCCUACAUUCUUUGUUCCUAGAUAUAUACAUUUACAUUUAUGUAUAUCAAAAUGCAUAUUGUUUGCUUGCACGCAGUUUACCAAGUUUCUAGGCUAGACAUUUUAAAAUAUUUAUAUCUAAAAUUCAGCUCAAAACGUUAUGGCUGGGUGACAGAAUAUUGCCCUGUGUUCACACACUACUCCCUAUUGUAAUAAUUUUUGUACAAAAUAUGCCUUGUAAGUAUUAUUAGAAAACUCAUAAUUUGCUGAUCAGUAUCAUCCUGCUAAAAUAAGUAUGGCAAUAUUGUGUGCGAAGCUAUAAGAUUCCGCUGUAUAGUGUUAUUAACACGUUCCAAACUGAGAUUGGCAAACAGGCCUGUCUUAAACAAAGAAAUGUGUACUCUACUGAAUUUGCAUUUAAUCAAUAAACAGUAAGCAAGAAGGGGAAACAAAGGAAGCUUAAACAGAUGAGGAAAAAGCAGCAAGAACAUCCUUCCACAUAGACUUUUUGUCUCCUGGUACCCAGCUGGAAAUGUUUUUCCAGAGAGGAACUGAAACUAUAAAAACAAGGGACAAACACUCCAAAACACUUUGAUCUCUCUCCUUGCCCAUCACAUUCACUGUACCCGAAGCAACAAAGGAAGCACUUGUUGAACUCUGGGAAGAGGGGUCCUGACCUUAGCGGUUUGGCAAGUAAGACUGGUGAAGGCAUGUGGUGAGAAAACUUUGUUUUGAAUUUAGUAUAGUUUGUUAAGUUAGGUACGAGUUGCAUUUUAUCUUUAUUUUUCUUGUAACCAUUUCUGACUUUUAUGUCGCACUUAAAAUUUUGAAUUCACUUAAAAUAUCUUUCUUUAUAGUUAAUAAACUUGUUUCAUUGUUUUAUCUGA
Molecule: messenger RNA, 6791 nt
Organism: Malaclemys terrapin pileata
Lineage: Eukaryota; Metazoa; Chordata; Testudines; Emydidae
Gene: XDH
Product: xanthine dehydrogenase
Exons: 37
Coding region: 540-4655 (1371 amino acids)
Molecular function (GO): iron ion binding; molybdopterin cofactor binding; molybdenum ion binding
Source: RefSeq, a predicted model, not a curated record